Molecule: messenger RNA, 1025 nt
Organism: Trichechus manatus latirostris (Florida manatee)
Lineage: Eukaryota; Metazoa; Chordata; Mammalia; Sirenia; Trichechidae
Gene: TATDN1
Product: TatD DNase domain containing 1
Exons: 12
Coding region: 37-930 (297 amino acids)
Cellular component (GO): cytosol
Molecular function (GO): 3'-5'-DNA exonuclease activity
Source: RefSeq, a predicted model, not a curated record
UUCCGCUUCCGCCGGGGAGGAGCUGGGGUCGCAGGCAUGAGCCGCUUCAAGUUUAUUGAUAUUGGUAUCAACUUGACAGAUCCUAUGUUCAGAGGAAUUUAUAGGGGGGUUCAAAAGCAUCCAGAUGACUUACAGGAUGUAAUAAAGAGAGCUGCCCAGAUUGGUGUUAAAAAGUUUAUGAUUACAGGUGGGAGCCUACAAGACAGUAAAGAUGCACUGCAUUUGGCACAGACAAAUGAUAUGUUUUUCAGUACGGUUGGAUGUCAUCCUACACGAUGUGGUGAAUUUGAAAAGAAUAACCCUGAUCUUUACUUAAAGGAGUUGUUAAAUCUUGCUGAAAACAAUAAGGGGAAAGUUGUGGCAAUAGGGGAAUGUGGACUUGAUUUUGACCGACUGCAGUUUUGUCCCAAGGAGACUCAGCUCAAAUAUUUUGAGAAACAGUUUGAACUGUCAGAACAAACAAAAUUACCAAUGUUUCUUCAUUGUCGAAACUCACAUGCUGAAUUUUUGGACAUAAUGAAAAGAAAUAGAGAUCGGUGUGUGGGUGGAGUGGUGCAUUCUUUUGAUGGUACCAAGGAAGCAGCAGCUGCUCUGAUUGACUUGGAUUUUUACAUAGGGUUCAAUGGUUGCUCACUGAAAACUGAGGCUAAUUUAGAAGUUUUGAAGUCAAUACCUAGUGAAAAAUUAAUGAUUGAGACUGAUGCACCUUGGUGUGGAGUCAAAAGUACACAUGCAGGAUCAAAAUACAUAAAAACUUCAUUUCCUACCAAAAAGAAGUGGGAAAACGGGCACUGCUUGAAAGACAGAAAUGAACCUUGCCAUAUAAUUCAAAUACUGGAGAUAAUGUCGGCAGUAAGAGAUGAGGACCCACUGGAAUUAGCCAAUACUCUGUAUAACAACACCAUUAAAAUAUUUUUCCCUGAUAUGUAACUGGAUGUCUUCCGUUUCCCAUAAUGUAUGUAAAAUUUCAUGGUAAAACUUACUGAAAGUUUCAAUAAAGGACUUAUCUGGAAGCUGUUUAAAGA